CGUGAGGGGCUGGGGUGUGGGGGCCCGUGCGAUGUAUGCGGAUGGCCCGUGUCCCCAUGUGCUGUGGAGGCCAAGAUGGCUUCUCGUCUCGUGGACGUAAACGAACGCCGGUUACGGCCUGUUUAUGAUGCGCUCGACAGCCUUAAAAAUAAACAGGCCAUUCAACUUGUAGAUAAGAUUUUGAAAAAACAGAAGGACCUCCACUGUGCUAAAGCGUUAAAAGCGCUUGCAUUAUGGCGGUCUGGCAAGCCGGAAGAAUGCAAGUUGCUUAUGGACGAGCUCUGUGCUGAUAAACCUACAGACGAACCCACGCUGCAAGCCAUGUCCAUAUGCUUCAAGGAAAUGCAGAAACCUGAAGGGAUAGUAACCAUCUAUGAGACUGCCGUCAAACACUCUCCAACCAAUGAGGAAUUCUUGUCACAUCUAUUCAUGGCAUAUGUCCGUGUCGCAGACUACAAGAAACAGCCACAGGCAGCCAUGAAUCUGUAUAAGGUGUCUUCUAAAAAUCCGUAUUAUUUCUGGGCUGUGAUGAGCUAUGUUAUGCAGGCCCUCAGUUGUAAGGACAAAAAGCUCUCUCAAGGUAUGCUCCUCCCACUUGCCGAGAGGAUGGUGGAAAAGUUUGCCAAGGAGGGGAAGAUCAAAGAGGAGACUGAGGUUCAGCUCUACCUGAUGAUCUUAGAGGCUUUGGAAAAGUAUGAAAAGGCGCUUGACAUGUUGGAUGGACCUCUAGCUGAAAAGCUUGUAAGUGAUGCCAAUAUCAGGGAGGAAAAGAGGGGGGAAUAUCUAACAAAACUUGAGCGCUGGGCAGAAGCCAACAUUGUUUACAAGAACCUUGUAGAAAAAGUGCCAGACCAGUGGAGCUACUUGCAGAUGUAUUUCAAGUCAGCAUUCAUACUGAUCACUGAAAAGGGGACACCUCCAGUAAAUGACUGCAAGAACAUGCCUGAUAGCUCUAUAGAUAUGCUGGAUAACAUGUUGAGGUCUUUAGUGGAAACUGAGAAGCUCAAGGGAAAGAUAGCGCUAAGAGGGCCCUUCCUUGCACAGCUGGAACUUGAAAAACUUAUCCAGGAAAAUCAUGUUAAGGCUGGAACUAGGAAUGAUGUAAUGCCAUUGGUUGACCUGCACAUUGCAUACUUUGAGCGCUUUGGUGACAAGCACUGCUGUUUCCAAGACCUGGCACCAUAUAUCUAUUUGCUUGAUGCUGACGAGAGAGAACAGUUUGUAGAUGCUAUAAAAAAUUCACUGUCUGAAGUUCAAGAAGACGACACAAAGUCAGCAAAAGUGAAGCAUUUGCUGAGAAAGCUGUGUGUUGAGCAGAUCUCACGGUACAUUGGUAGACACUGUGGUCUGUCUGACGAUGAAAAGAUUCAGCAAGCAAGAAACUACAUGGAGAUGCACAAGGAAGGACUAAAAUAUGGUCAGGACUUGGAGUCCACUGAGCUACAGUAUAGUGAUGGCUUUGCCCUUCUUGCUGCUCACCUGCUACUGGAUGUGAAUGAAAACAAAGGUUCGAAAAACAUGACUUGGCAUGUGUUGAUUCUGUUGGAAACUGCCCUUAAAGCAAGCCCAUCUAACCACAACAUGAAACUGCUAUUGCUGCGCAUGUACAGCUCCCUAGGUGCAUUUGGGCCUUGUAAAUCAUUGUUUCAAAGUAUGGAAAUCAAGCAUAUAGGCUUGGACACUCUAGGAUACUUAACCACCAGAAUUGUACAUUUUCUUGGUCACUUUGAGUCUGCCCAGUCCAUUUAUUGUGCGACACUGAAACACUUCUUUGCCAAUCAGAAAGAUACACCAGAAUACAUCAUAGCGGCUUACAGGAAUGGCUCAUUCGAAAAGGUUCCUGAAUUUACCUCUUUUAAGGACCGUCUCAACUCCUCACUGCAGUUUUCAAGUGUAUCAUUUGAGAAAACAAUGUUAGAUGUUUUACAAAGUCCUGCUAGUCUUCCUGAUUACCAGUUGAAGUGCAGUGACCUAAACCUCUUAGAGCAAUGUCCACUUAACAAAAAUUGGCUAUCAGAACUUAAAGACAAUAGGGAUCUAGCAAUUUACCCAAGCUGGGACCCCCCUGAAAGGAGAUUCACCAAGGAGCAAGCAAAAUAUUCAUUUGAAAAUGAGGUUUUCUGGAUCAGAUAUAGAUGCAUUGCUCUUAGGGGGCUAGGACUUGCUGUUAGCCUCAUCCCGAAGGCCUCAGCGCAGAACUACGCCCACCCUGAUAGUGGCAAUGCUAUGGUCAAUGGGGAGGCAAGUCCCAGACAUUUACUGCAGGAGACAAUUCAGGCCAUGGAGACUUUACUGGGAGAGAUUAAUGAGAACCCUGCAAGAAGAUCUAAGACUCCAUUCCUUGGGCCCCCCCCAGAUCGCCUGACUUCAAUGCUAGAUGGUAACCAUGGCAAUGUCCUCCUGGCUAUGCUAAGAGUGUGUCACUGGUCCCAUGGUGUGCAUGAGGAUUGUUCAGAGAUACAAGAGUGUUCUGCGAAACAGAUCUCAGAUGGUGUGAACUUCACAGCAGAUAUGUUGAAAGCAAACACAGCAACCUGUAUUAGUCAACUGACUGUUAAUGAUGGUGACAACACCCGGUUUAACGGGGCAAUGCUAGAGCCCAUUGUACACCUAGUGGAGGGAAUAAGCCAUUUGGGAGUGUUAUCUUCGGUUAGUUGUUCCUUGCUACACAAAGUCACUACAACAAAGAAAGCCAAGAAGAAGAAGACAAUACCUGCUCAUGUGGUUGAGCUACGUGAAUCCUUGAGAGGCUUCCUUGAGACCCUGAAGACAUGCUCGUCAGAUCUGCACUCAUCUCUGAUGGAUGUGCAAGCCAAGCAACUGGCACAGGAAAUGCUGGAAUUGAAUCUUUCACAUGUUGACAAGGAAGUCAUGUCCUCAACAGCUCCCGAAAUAUGGUGCAAAAUACAAUCCAGCUUCCAGCAGUCUUUGAAGGAGAUUACCGACCUUCUCCACAGCAAAGUGGUCUUUAUUAAAUCUCUUCACUUGUGAAAAGCUGGUUGUACAAACCAUUGACUUUGUACAUGGGUAUGGUUUCAUGGCCAGGAAUUGAAAAAGCUUGUAACUGUGGCUUGAUAUGAACUCUUCAGUACCUGCAUCUCAUCAGUUGUGAUGAUCUGUUUGAUACAAAUCAUUGAUAAAACUGCUGUAUGGUACAGCUGCCAGGCAUUGGUAAAGUUUGUUACUGUGGCCAGAUAUUAACUCUUCCAUACCCACAUCUCGUUACUUAAGAUAAGCCGGUUGGAUACAAAUUAUUGAUAAGAUGUAUGGAAUGGUACAGUUGCCAGGCAUUGGUUAAACCUGUUUAUGUGGCCAGAAAUUAGAACUUAUCUGUCAUAGAUAAAGUGGCCAGACAAUAUCCACACUUUGGUAGUACAUUUGCCUGGCAUUGCUCACUCUAUGAACAUUGAAAACAAAGUGAGUGAGUAGAAAGAAGAAUAAACCAAGAAGACAUUUUCGGGCAGGCUGUCGAGGAGCCAGUACAUCCUUAAUGGAUGAUGUGUCAAAACACACAGCAUUGAUAGGACAAAAGAUAGAAUACAACUGAAGUAAAAUAAAAGUAACAUACCUUAUUGGUACUAUAUUUCGCAUCGCUUAAACUUUAUGAUAUUUAUUUUUUUUAAUGCAAAAUUAAAGAAACAGGAAAUUUGAUCCCCACCAACUUUGAUAUUGCUAAAUUUGAUAACCCCUCAUUUUUUCGAGUCUUAAUUUUUCACUUUUGUGUCACAGGUGAGAUGUUAAUUCGUGUAUUCUUGAGGACAGAAUUUGUGCUUUUGACAUUUCACAUUUUUUUAAAUUUAACUCCCUAAUAACUUUCCCACAAAUCACAAAAUUAUCAUGAUAUAUCCAAACCUUUUUUCACAAAAUUAAGUGCCUCUAAAAUAUAGUACUAAUAAGAUUUUUUUUAUGCCAAAUAUCAUAUGUUUCAACCUGCAUGGUUUUAUUAUACUUGUUGGCUAGCGCUUUUAAAAAUUGUAUAAAUAAAGGUGUGACGUAGCAUGG
Molecule: messenger RNA, 4002 nt
Organism: Nematostella vectensis (starlet sea anemone)
Lineage: Eukaryota; Metazoa; Cnidaria; Anthozoa; Actiniaria; Edwardsiidae
Product: N-alpha-acetyltransferase 25, NatB auxiliary subunit
Exons: 29
Coding region: 76-2991 (971 amino acids)
Biological process (GO): N-terminal peptidyl-methionine acetylation
Cellular component (GO): NatB complex; cytoplasm
Molecular function (GO): protein-N-terminal amino-acid acetyltransferase activity; protein binding
Source: RefSeq, a predicted model, not a curated record